UCAAGGCGGAAGCAGCAAAGUUAACGAUUUCUAUUGAAUGUGGCUGAAAAUUUCAUAGAGAUAAUCGCCGAUAAUGUAAGGUAAAUGGAUAGCGCAGUCAAAGUACCCACAGUUAGUUAAAUUUACGGUGUCUGUAGUCCUCCUAAAGGGAAACUGCUUCACUGGUAUUUUAUCGCAGUGAUGUCUCGAGUCGUAAAGAAAUCUCCAUCAGUUUGUACGGACCUUCCCCUGGACAACACUGACAUUUGUAACAAGCUUAGUCUUCUGAAGCAGCUUCUGAUAUCAUGCUUUGGUCCUGCAGGUAGAUUGAAACAAAUUCAUAACAACAUCGGGGGGCGUGUUAUCAGUACGUCCACCUCCUCAGUACUCCUUUCAGCCUUGUCCUCGUCACAACCUUUUAUAAAUCUAAUAAGAACUUCAGUCCUCAACCACGUGUCUCGUUUUAAUGACUGCGGUUUGUUUACUGCCAUUCUCUGUCUGACUCUUCUUGAACAAGCCAAGCAGUCUGGACUCAGAAGAAACGUGUCCAUCAUAGUAAACAAGCACCUGCUGGGUCUGUGCACCAGUUACCUUCAAGGACAAAACUGUGGAUGUAAAGUUAAACUGGACUUCUGCAGCAGUCAGUAUUUCAUCACUUUAGCUUUUAGUGUCAUCUCCAGCAAACCUGCAUGUGUGCUAACCGAGCCAGAAGCCCUUCACAUCAGCAAAUUGGCUGUCCAAGCUUUUUUGCUGACUGUUCCCUGUAAUAACACUGGUGUUGCCAGGCUUGGCAAGACACUGACUGUCUGUGUUGAAGGUCAUCCUGUUCUAGACUCUGCAGUGUUUCCAGGUUUGCUAGUUGACAUGCCUGACAUCUUCUUCCUUAAUGCAGAAAAUCUACAUGGUAGAUCACUAUGCACUGUGUUGUUUAGUGCAUCUCUUGCUGGGGACCUUUGUGAACUAGGAGACGGGAACAUUGAGUUGCAUGGUGAUGCAGAUACAGACUCACAGAUCCUUGAUCAACUCCUGGAGCUGGGAAAACAGGUAGUUCAAGAUGGAGUGAAUCUGUUUGUAUGCCAGAAGGUCAUCCACCCAGUCCUACAGCAGUAUCUGAGGGGGCAAAGUGUCACAGUGAUAGAGAGACUGGGAAUUAGUCUCAUGGAGUCACUUUCUCAGCUGGCAGGAGCCCAACCUGUGGCCACAUUACAUACCAGAAUCCCACCCAAGGCUUAUGGGAAGGUAAAGGAACUCACUAUUAAGCAGUUUGGAUCCAAGACAAUGCUGCAUAUACAUCCAUCUGGGGAGUCUGCAAUUUGCACAAUGAUCCUCUGUCACAGGAAUGACACAAUGUUAAGUGAGUUAAAGGUGGUGUGCCAGAAGACAGAGCAUGUGUUAAGGCUCACCCUAAGGGAACCAUGUGCCCUCAUGGGAGGUGGGUGCACUGAGACCCACCUAGCUGCUUACAUCAGAAAUAAGUGCAUAAAAGAGGUGAUAGAGUCUGCAUCACUGUUAGGCUGCUCACAGACUGAGUACCUGCUCGGAGCAGAGGGAUUCUGUCGCUCUCUGGAGUCGGUGGCUGCAGCGUUGGAUCACAAAUGCGGGAAUUCUUUAACCGAUCUGACUCAUGCUCACUAUUGGACUCUUCCUGCAGAUGUGGUGGAAGACCACAUGGAGAAUAGUUUGGGUGUCUGUGGCUGUGGAUUAGUGGAAAGUUGUCCAAGUAAGAAGUGGACCUAUCUAAACACCAAAUACCCAGAAUUCUCCCCUGCACCUGUGUCUAAAGGCACUCAUCUGCAGGUACGAGUGCUUGACUCCUUCACAUCUAAACUCAGUGGACUGCAGGUUGCUGUAGAGACUGCUAAUCUUGCUCUGGAUGUUCAAUAUAUAAUUCAAGAUACAAAUUAGAAGAAUUUGCAUUUCAUCCAGUGUAGAAUUAUGUUUGUACUGAUGACUGAAUGCUAUUUUUUUUUUUUAUUCACUUAAUUUUGGCACAGACAGAAAAUCAAUUAGAACCUUGGAGCUGGAGUGGGUCAUAGUCCUGUUUGUUUACCUUUGCAUUAUGUUAUUUAUUUGUAGUUUACAUCGUUUUGUUACUUAUUAUACUAUAUAAUAUAAAUUAUACUACAUAAUUCAACAGAGUUAAUCUCUCUAUUUGGUAUAAUUUCUGAAUUUCUCAGGUCAAUUUACCAGCCUUGUUCUCCACCUAUAUGUGUACCUGCACUAUGGUUUCAUCAAGCAGUCCUGUUGUAGUUCACCAUUGUUAACACUAGGUGGGGCUGCAAGGUUACAAACAUUUUUUUGUAUAGAGGACUAAAAUGCCCUCAGCACAUGGUUGUGGUAAUUUUCCACUCUUUUUUUCUUUGUUUCAACAAUGUUAAAACCCAGUGACUAACAAGCAACCUCACCAGUGGUACCUCAGUAUUCAGUGUUUUAUGACAUUUUGUAGUUUGUUGUUAUAUUCAGUAGAAAAUAGGUCACUGUAUAGUUUUUGUAUGUACAAUUUGUUAAAUGUUCAUUUGAAUUUGCAAAAUCUUUCCUUGUGCAUCACUAGAUUUAUAUUUAAAAAAAAAUGCAUGAAACAUUUUUAUACAAUGUUCUCUUCUAAUCUGAAAUAAAAUGAGUGUCAUUUCUGA
Molecule: messenger RNA, 2612 nt
Organism: Sphaeramia orbicularis (orbiculate cardinalfish)
Lineage: Eukaryota; Metazoa; Chordata; Actinopteri; Kurtiformes; Apogonidae
Gene: mkks
Product: MKKS centrosomal shuttling protein
Exons: 4
Coding region: 181-1884 (567 amino acids)
Biological process (GO): intracellular transport; developmental process; protein folding
Cellular component (GO): cytoplasm; kinociliary basal body; nucleus
Molecular function (GO): ATP binding
Source: RefSeq, a predicted model, not a curated record